Molecule: messenger RNA, 7215 nt
Organism: Puccinia triticina
Lineage: Eukaryota; Fungi; Basidiomycota; Pucciniomycetes; Pucciniales; Pucciniaceae
Exons: 22
Coding region: 1-7215 (2404 amino acids)
Biological process (GO): protein phosphorylation; TOR signaling; negative regulation of macroautophagy
Cellular component (GO): nucleus; TORC2 complex; TORC1 complex
Molecular function (GO): protein-containing complex binding; protein serine/threonine kinase activity; protein binding
Source: RefSeq, a predicted model, not a curated record
AUGGAUCGAUCAAUCGCCCCAAGACCGAUCGAAGCCAUCCUCGUCGAUCUCAAGUCUAGAUCAGACGAGCUCCGCUCCCGUGCUGCUCAUGAAGUCCAACAAUUUGUUCUCACCUCCUCUCGAGGAGUAACGGGCGACUCGUUUACAAAAGUCUACAAUGAAGUCAGUGGCCGGAUCCAAAUCGCAGUAUCAUCAAAUGACAUGAACGAAAAAUUGGGCGCCCUCCAAGCAAUGGAAAAGCUCAUCGACAUCAUGGGCGAAGAUACCACCAGGGCUUACAAACUAGUUUCUUAUGUUCAGAAAGUUUUGCCCUGCCAAGAUCCGCUAGUCAUGGGCUAUGCGGCCAAAAUAUUCGCCCGGCUCUGCUCGAAAGGCGGCAAUCUCAUGUUGGAAAACGUCCGAAAACAGCUGGUCCGGGUCAUCGAAUGGCUACAGGGUGAGCGAAAAGAAGAACGAAGACAUGCCGCCGCCCUCCUACUGCGAGAGAUGGUCCGGGUGCCUCCUUCGAGUGUGAUCUAUGACGCCUUGCCCGAUCUACUCGACAAUCUGUGGACUGCGAUGCGUGAUCCCAAAGUGGUCAUCCGAGAAGUGGCCUCAGACGCUCUGGCUGGUCUACUGUGUUUUACCUCCACUCGUGAAAGUACCACUCGGGAUGAAUGCUUCUCGAUGGUUCUACAGCAGGCCCAGAAAGGCUUUAAACUCGGCACUUCUGAUGCCAUCCAUGGUAGCCUGUUGGGAAUUAAAGAAUUAAUCCUCGAAGGUGGAGCUUUCAUGCGACCGAGGUUCCACGAAAUCUCCGAUCAAGUUUUGACGUAUAAAGAUCAUCGCGAGGCCCUAGUCCGACGGGCAGUAGUCGAACUGAUACCCACCUUGGCUUCUUACAACUCCGCUGAAUUUUCCUCGACAUAUCUUUAUCAAUGUAUGAUGUAUCUUAUCGAACAACUACGCAAGGAUCGGGAUCGGACCACCUCGUUCUACGCAAUCGGUCACGUCGCCGUAGCCGUCAAGCAGCAGAUGUCUUUAUAUCUCGAGGCCGUUUUGGCAUCCAUCAAGGAAGCUUUAGUCAAUCGGGGCAAAAAGAACAGUCCUUCCGAAGCCUCCAUCUUCCAUUGCAUUAGCAAGUGUGCUUCCGCCGUGGGGCAAGCAAUGACCAAGCAUAUGCACGAAUUACUCGAAUUGAUGUUUUCCAACGGUCUCAGCGAGCCUCUUAGGGCAGCACUAGUUGAUUUGGCACGGUUCAUCCCCCCUCUGCUGCCCAUUGUCCAAGAGAAGUUGCUUGACCUGCUUGCGGUGACACUCUCCGGAGAAAAAUUCAAGCCUCCUGGGAUGCCGAUCAAUUGGAAGGCUGCUUCCAAUCCCACUGACCUCAGCGCCAUGGAGACCGAUCGAGCGACCGUUACUCUGGCGCUGAAAACCUUUGGUACAUUCAACUUCAAAGGGCAUCGGCUGAAUGAAUUCGUGAGGGAUGUCGUGAUUCGAUAUGCAGAUGACGAGUCACCAGAUGUUCGGCAAGCUGCUGCCACUUGCUGCGCCCAAAUUUUGGCCCGGGAUCCAAUUAUCCAUCAAAAUUCAUCGUAUGCUAUCAAGCUGAUAUCCGAUGUCCUAACCAAGCUACUCGCUGUCGUAAUUGCCGAUCCGCUACCGUCGAUACGCCAGUCUACUCUUUUAGCCUUAGAUCCGAAAUUUGACCGUUUUUUGGCCCACCCUAACAACAUCAAACAGCUAUUCAUUGUACUAAACGACGAGGUUCAUGUGAUCCGAGAAUCUGCUAUUAAGACCAUUGGACGACUCGCCAAGCGUAACCCGGCUUACAUCGUACCGAAUCUCAGGAAAACUUUGAUCCAACUUUUGACAGACCUCGAAUAUUCAAGUGACGUCCGGCGCAAAGAAGAAAGUUCUAAUCUCCUAGCCCAUCUUAUCAGCUGUUCAAAAAGUCUCACCAAGCCAUACGUGGCCCCCAUGCUGAAAGUUUUAUUACCGAAGGCUCGGGAUUCGAACCCUGCUGUAGCUUCUUCAAUCAUGAUGGCUCUGGGCGAGUUGGCACGAGUAGGAGGAGCCGAGGUCUCCAGCCAGACAGGCACUAUUAUGCAUUUGAUUAUGGAUACUUUGAAAGAUCUUUCAUCGACGGGAAAACGAGAAGCAGCCUUGAAAACUCUGGGUCAGCUCUGCUCAAAUACGGGCUAUGUGGUCGAGCCUUACUUUGACGAGCCAACGCUCUUACCAAUUAUCACAUCGAUUUUGAAGACCGAAGCAUCAAGUCACGUUCGCAGAGAAGCGUUGCGAGUCUUAGGAAUUCUGGGCGCCCUAGAUCCCUACAGAAACACUGCAUUGGACCAAUUCGGCUGCAGUGGGAUCGCCCUUGGAAUUGGGUCUUCUUUGGAUUUGGCCCCUAUUCUCACCGACCCCUCUCAUCCUGACCAGAUUGGUUCUUCGAAUGAAAACUAUUAUCCCACCGUUGCAUUUUCGGCCUUGCUAUCAAUUCUUCAAGACUCGAGUUUGUCGCAUCAUCACGCCGCUGUCGUACAGGCCAUCAUUUACAUAUUCCGAUCGCUCAGAUUGAAGUGUGUAGGAUUUCUUCCCAAAGUGAUUCCAGCAUAUCUAAGUGCUAUGCGUCUCUGCAAUGUGGCUUUACAGGAAUAUUACUUUCAGCAACUUGGUUAUUUGAUUCAGAUGGUCAAGCAUCACAUCAGGAAUCAUCUCCCGUCCAUUGUCACCCUGAUCCACGAGUUUUGGAGCAUGAAUAACACAUCGAGUAGCACCGGCGGUGGCACCGUGGCUGGGGGAUCUGGAACAGGCGGUAAUGUGAGCGGAGGGGUUGGCGUUUCCGCAACCGGCGGGCUGAAUGAAAACGGUAUCGUCACCGCCACCCGACCAAGCGGCUCGACACUUUUGACGGUCAUCGUAGAUCUGAUCGAGUCUAUAGCACUAGCGCUAGAAAGUGAAUUCCGGACGUACCUCCCUUCAUUCCUACCGCUUCUCAUCGAUUCGUUUGAUUACAGCAACACAGUCGCAGCAUCCGGAAGUCUAAGCUCAGGAACGGCAAGUGGAGCGUCAGAAUCGUCAAGUAGCUUUCUGGAGAAGAAAUAUCAAACUCUUAAUCACAUCCUGAAAGCGUUUCAGACAUUCGGCAACAACUUGGAAGAUUAUAUUCAAUUAGUUUUGCCUUGCCUGAUCAAGACAAUCGAAAAACCCGAGUUGCCACUUAGCUUGAGGAAGAACGCUAUCAUCACAUUGAAUGUGUUGAGUAUGAAGAUCAAUUUGAUUGAUCAAGUUUCGAGAGUCAUCCACCCUCUGAUCAGAGUGGUUAACGUUGGUAACAACGAGUUGAGGAGCUUGACGAUGGAUGCGAUAUGUAGUAUCCUCAUUCAGAUCGGGCCCGACUUUGUUAUCUUUCUGUCGACAGUCAAUCAUGCCUUGACUCAAGCACGGUACUCACAUCCAUUAUACGAAUCGCUGGUUUUGAAACUACUGAAGGGGGAGACCUUGCCAGACCCUAAUUUCAACAAACCUCAAGCGAAUGUAACAGUCGAGUCCGACAUCGCACCAGAUGCCGGAACGACCAAGUUUCAAGUGAAUCAACAGAACCUAAAAUCUGCUUGGGAAACAUCGACAGUCAAGAAGCCGAAAUCUGAGGAUUGGAAAGAGUGGAUCAAGCGGCUUUCCGUCCAAUUAUUACAAUCUUCCCCAAGUCACUGUCUGAGGGCUUGCGCCAAUCUAUCAAGUGUCUACCCGCCAUUGGCCAGGGAGCUUUUCAAUGCAGCUUUUGUGUCUUGCUGGAUGGAGCUAUUUGAACGAUAUCAGCUCGAAUUAGUCGCGGCCAUUCAGAUUGCACUCUCUUCGCCGACAAUUCCUCCCGAAAUCACUCAAACUCUUCUAAACCUGGCGGAAUUCAUGGAACACGAUGAAAAAGUCUUACCGAUCCGGAUCAGUACCUUGGGCAUGUAUGCUCAAAAGUGUCAUGCAUUUGCGAAAGCCUUACACUACAAGGAAAUCGAGGCGUUCACAGAACCCACAGCGGAUACGCUGGACAGUCUGAUUCAGAUCAAUCAGCAUUUGCAGCAACCAGACUCGGCCCAGGGGGUGUUAACGAUGGCUCAACAGCGCUUCGGGAUGGAGAUCCGGGAGGAAUGGUUCGAAGAACUUGAACGCUGGGAGGACGCCUUAAACAGUUACACCCGAAAGCUAGAAGAAGACCCAAAAUCGAUCGAUGCCAUCCUAGGCGGAAUGAGAUGUCUACAUGCGCUAGGAGAAUGGGAAUCUUUGUCGGAACUUGCUCAGGAUAACUGGGAGAGCUCAUCAAACGAGGUCAAGCGGACCAUGGCUCCAUUGGCGGCUGCGGCUGCUUGGGGAUUGGCGCAAUGGGAUAGUAUGGAUAGCUAUAUCAACGUUUUGAAAUCCGAUUCUGCUGAAAAGGCUUGGUUUAAAUCCAUCCUUUCCAUCCAUCGUGGUCAACAUUCGGUUGCUCAGAAACUUAUCAACAAAGCUCGUGACACACUGGACACUGAGCUCUCGACUCUCUUGGGCGAAAGUUAUAGUCGUGCCUACAAUCUCGUUGUCAGGGUUCAAAUGCUUUCGGAGCUCGAAGAAAUCAUAGCCUAUAAGGAGUGUAAGGACGAUGACCCAAGCAAACAGCUGCAGAUCCAGCAGACUUGGAUGAAGCGGCUAAAAGGCUGCCAACGCGACGUCGAAGUUUGGCAGAGAAUCCUGAAGGUCAGAGCCUUAGUUUUGACACCAAGAGAAGACGUAGGGAUGUGGAUCAAGUUCGCAGGGCUGUGUCGCAAGUCGGGAAGGCUAGGACUUGCCGAGAAAACUCUGAAUUCCUUGAUGAGUGAGAACAUCGGCAAUGGUCUUGAAUCGCGUGGUCCACCUUUGGUGAUUUACUCGCACAUCAAAUACAUGUGGGGUUCUGGAGCGAAACACGAUAGUUUGAUGUACCUGAAAGAUUUUACGCUUCGACUGAGUGAAGAUGUAUUUGAUCACCGAGAUCUGAGUGAAGAAGACUUUGAACAACAGAGUCGACGAGUCGGACAUCAGCGACUUUUAUCUCGUUGUCAUCUGAAACUUGGCGAAUGGCAAUCCCAAUUGCAGGAGGAUUGGAGCUCGCCAGCAGUUGCAGAAAUCCUAGAAUCGUACAAACUUUCAUCAGAACUCGAUCCAGAUUGGUAUAAAGCUUGGCAUGCGUGGGCCUUGGCGAAUUCGAAGGUGGCUUCCCAUUACGAGCGCAACCAGGAUGCCAAUUCGGUCCCAGCUGAGAUCGUCCAAUACCAUCUAGUCCCGGCCGUUCUAGCGUUUUUCAAAUCGAUCGCUCUGUCACCCGGCAAUGCACUCCAAGAUAUCUUGAGAUUACUCGGGAUUUGGUUUAAGUACGGUGAUCACCAAGUAGUCGCGAAUGCUAUCCAAGAUGGUUUCGGCAACGUUAGCAUCGACACCUGGCUGGAGGUCGUUCCUCAGUUGAUUGCACGGAUCCAUGCCCCCAGUGCCAACGUUCGACGUCUUAUCCACAACAUCUUAUGUGAUGUUGGUAAAGCCCACCCGCAAGCAUUAGUAUACCCGCUGGUAGUGGCGUCUAAAUACCCCAACGAACCUAGAAGGAAAGCAGCGCUCGACAUAAUCACCAAGAUGAAGAUGCACAGUGCACUUCUCAUCGAACAGGCCUUGUUGGUCAGCAGUGAAUUGGUCAGAGCCGCGAUCUUGUGGCCCGAAAUGUGGUAUGAGGGCUUGGAGGAGGCAUCCCGAUUGUUCUACGGAGACCAUAAUAUCGACGCAAUGUUUGCCACUCUGGAGCCGCUACAUGACCUAUUGGAGAAGGGCCCUGAAACGAUUCGGGAAUCACAUUUUGCCACGACUUAUGGUCACGAUUUGUCGGAGGCUCGUGCUUGCUGUCGGAAGUACAGAGAGCGAGGGGAUGUGAGCGAUCUCAAUCAGGCAUGGGAUUUGUAUUACCAGGUCUUCCGCAGUAUCGCGAAAUCUCUUCAGAUGACCCAUAUGCUUGACAUGCAGACUGUCUCUCCACCCUUAUUGGACGCUCGCGAUCUUGAAAUUGCUGUUCCAGGUACUUACCGCAGUGGCAAGCAAGUGAUCACAAUCGGGUAUAUCUCACCGAUCUGCAAGAUCAUGGGAUCUAAACAAAGGCCUCGAGAGUUGUCGAUCGUUGGCAGUGAAGGUCGAUGUUACCGAUUCUUGUUGAAAGGACACGAGGACUUGAGACAAGAUGAACGGGUGAUGCAGUUGUUUGGAUUGAUCAAUACUCUCCUCUCCAAGGAUCCCGAAACUUUCAAGAGACAUCUGAACAUUCGGCGAUAUGCGGUCAUUCCCCUGGCUCCUAAUUCUGGGUUGUUGGCUUGGAUCGAAAACACGGACACACUCCAUGUAUUGAUCAAGAAUUACCGAGAAGGCCGAAAGAUUCUGCUGAACAUUGAAGCACGAUUAAUGCAACAAAUGGCGAUCGAUCACGAACGGUUGUGUUUGACACAGAAAGUCGAGGUUUUUGAAUAUGCGAUGGAUAAUACUACCGGGCAAGAUCUAUAUCGGGUUUUGUGGCUGAAGAGCAGGAAUUCUGAGGCCUGGUUAGAUCGACGAAUCAAUUACUCUCGAUCUUUGGCUGUGAUGUCAAUGGUUGGACACGUUUUGGGCUUGGGAGAUCGACAUCCAUCGAACUUGCUCUUGGAUCGAGUCACCGGAAUGAUUAUUCACGUUGAUUUCGGAGACUGUUUCGAAGUAGCAAUGACACGAGAGAAAUGGCCUGAAAAGAUACCCUUCAGAUUGACAAGGAUGCUCGUCCAAGCGAUGGAGAUAAGUGGGGUUGAAGGGACGUUCAGAAUCACUAGCGAAAAUACGAUGAGGGUAAUGAGAUCAAACAAAGAAAGUAUCAUGGCUGUCUUGGAGGCUUUUGUGCAUGAUCCUUUGAUCAAUUGGAGGUUGGUCAAAGGCGGAAGGCAACUAGAUGAACGAGAAGGCGGUGCAACCAACCAUGCGGGCCCCCGAAUGCGUCGACCGAGAGAGGUCGAAACCAAUUUAUACGAUACUGCCCAGGCUGAAGUUCUCAAUGAUAAAGCAUUGACAGUCGUCAAUCGGGUCGAACAAAAACUCACAGGGAGAGAUUUCAAACCCAAUGAAGAACUGAGCGUCGCCAAUCAGGUCAAUAAGUUGAUCUUGAAAGCUGUUUCUGCUGAAAAUUUGGCACAAUGUUUUACCGGAUGGUGUCCAUUUUGGUGA